Messenger RNA from Papaver somniferum (opium poppy), 2093 nucleotides. RefSeq names its product dynamin-related protein 5A-like. The coding region runs from base 40 to 1869 and encodes 609 amino acids. Gene Ontology annotation, cellular component: membrane; microtubule; cytoplasm. Gene Ontology annotation, molecular function: microtubule binding; GTPase activity; GTP binding. The record is from RefSeq and is a predicted model, not a curated record. NCBI's taxonomy places the organism in Eukaryota, Viridiplantae, Streptophyta, Magnoliopsida, Ranunculales, Papaveraceae. The transcript has 16 exons.
UCGUCUUCAACAAAAAAAAAUUAAAAGAAAAAAAGGAAGAUGGAGAGUUUGAUUUCAUUGAUAAACAAGUUACAAAGAGCUUGUACUGCUUUAGGUGAUCAUGGUGAAGAAAGUUCUUUGCCUACUCUAUGGGAUUCUUUACCUGCCAUUGCUGUUGUUGGUGGUCAGAGCUCAGGGAAAUCCUCGGUGUUGGAGAGUAUUGUUGGAAAAGAUUUCUUGCCUCGUGGAUCUGGCAUUGUGACUCGGCGUCCACUUGUCUUACAACUACAUCAGAUUGACGAAGGAAAAGAGUAUGGAGAAUUCCUUCACCUUCCAAGAAAGAAAUUUACUGAUUUCGCUGCUCUGAGACAGGAAAUCACCGAUGAAACAGAUAGAGAGACAGGACGCUCCAAAGCCAUCUCCACCGUUCCAAUUCAUCUCAGCAUCUAUUCUCCGAAUGUUGUAAAUUUGACGUUGAUUGAUCUUCCAGGACUUACAAAAGUAGCAGUCGAGGGUCAACCUGAGAGCACUGUCAUGGACAUUGAGAACAUGGUUCGCUCCUACAUUGAAAAGCCCAACUGUAUUAUACUGGCAAUUUCACCAGCCAAUCAAGAUCUUGCUACGUCCGAUGCAAUUAAGAUCUCUCGGGAAGUAGACCCUAAAGGGGAGAGAACGUUUGGUGUUUUGACAAAGAUUGAUCUUAUGGACAAGGGUACUGAUGCAGUUGAUAUAUUAGAAGGAAAAGCUUACCGUCUACAAUUCCCAUGGAUUGGUGUUGUUAAUCGAUCCCAAGCUGAUAUUAAUAAGAGUGUUGACAUGAUUGCUGCUCGGCGUAGAGAGAAGGAGUAUUUUAUGAAUUCUCCAGAGUACAAGCAUCUAGCAGACAGAAUGGGUUCUGAACAUCUAGGAAAGGUGCUCUCAAAGCACCUGGAAACGGUAAUCAAAUCUCGAAUUCCAGGAAUUCAGUCACUUAUUAAUAAAAGUAUUGCGGAUCUAGAGUCGGAACUGGGCCGUCUUGGAAAACCUAUUGCUGCUGAUGCCGGAGGGAAGCUGUACUUGAUCAUGGAGAUCUGUCGCGUUUUUGAUCAAAUUUACAAAGAACAUCUUGAUGGCGUCCGUCCAGGUGGUGAUAAAGUCUACAACGUUUUUGAUAAUCAGUUCCCCGCAGCGCUGAAAAGAUUGCAAUUUGAUAAGUAUCUGUCAAUGGAUAAUGUGAGAAAGCUAAUUACUGAAGCAGAUGGUUACCAGCCUCAUUUGAUAGCCCCAGAACAAGGAUAUCGUCGACUUAUUGAAUCUUCUUUAGUCUGUAUUAAAGGUCCUGCUGAGACAGCUGUUGACGCGGUUCAUUCAAUACUUAAGGAGCUGGUCCAUAAAUCUGUAGAUGAGACUGUGGAGCUAAAGCAGUACCCCAGCCUUAGGAUGGAGGUUGGAAGUGCAGCUUGUGAAUCAUUGGAUAGGAUGAGGGAUGAGAGCAAGAAAGCUACCCUUAAGCUGGUUGAUAUGGAAUGCUGUUAUCUAACUGUUGAAUUUUUCCGGAAGCUUCCUCAAGAUAUCGAGAAGGGUGGAAAUCCAACACAUUCAAUUUUUGAUAGAUACAACGAUUCAUAUCUCAGGCGAGUAGGAACAAAUGUCCUGUCUUAUGUCAACAUGGUUUGUGCGGGUCUGCGAAACUCCAUUCCAAAGUCUAUCGUUCAUUGUCAAGUACGUGAGGCUAAGCGCUCCCUUCUCUACCAUUUCUUCACCGAGUUGGGUAAAAAAGAGUCUAAGGCAUUGGCAUCAUUGUUAAAUGAGGAUCCAGCUGUUAUGGAGCGUAGAGUUUCUCUUGCAAAGAGGCUAGAGUUAUACAGAAGUGCUCAGGCUGAGAUUGAUGCUGUUGCAUGGGCCAAGUAAAUCAAGAUUCGUUUAUCACCUCAAAUUGAGAAUGACGUAAGUCGGGUAUUCCUUCAUUCUUUACUGAUCAUUUUGUUAGGAGCUGCAAUACACAUUCCUUUUUGGCUCAUCCAAUAUCUUCCAUUGUAUUUAUUACUCAGGGAAUUCCUUGGUAUUGAUCAUUUUGUCAUGCUUUUUCUUUGAAACAAUGUUUAAAUCCUUCUGCAAGAGAUUCCAUUUAUGUA